Macrosiphum euphorbiae (potato aphid) is the source of this 3603-nucleotide messenger RNA. Lineage: Eukaryota; Metazoa; Arthropoda; Insecta; Hemiptera; Aphididae. The record is from the annotation of a GenBank genome assembly.
AUGAUAGAUACAGGUAGUCAGGUAAAUAUUCUCAAAAUAAAUUGCUUACGCGAAGAACUAGAAGUAGACGAAACGCAAAAAAUAAAUCUACGCGGUAUAAAUGAAUGUCUUACAAAAACCAUAGGGAAAAUAUCAAUAUUAAUUAAAUUAAAUAGCGAAAACAUUAAAACAGAAUUUCAUAUCGUAAGUGCACGAUUUCCAAUACCCAAGGACGGAAUAUUAGGAAACGAGUUCUUGUCAAAAAAUAACGCAAUAGUCGAUGUAGCAAACAACAAAUUAAUUAUUCAAACGACCUCGCAUGCGCUAACAAAUUUCAAGGAGACCGACAAAACCAGUUUUAUUAAAUUAAAUCCGCGGACUGAAACUAUUGUAGGAAUACAGAUAGCUGACCCACUCAUAGAAAGCAAAGAAAUAUUUAUACAUAAGCAAGAACUAGUAAAAGACGUAUAUUGCAGUAGUACAGUAUCAAUCGUUAAUAAUGGUAGGGCAAUAGUUAGCAUGUUAAAUAUCUCGGAAGAAACGAAAAAUAUAUCUGAAUUUGAUUUAAAUAAAAUACUCUUUGAUACUGAAUACGAAAUAUAUAAUGUAGAAUCGACAAAUGAUCAUAAAGAACGAAUAGAACGUUUGAAACAAGUAAUAAUAACUGACCAUAUGGACGAAAUUGAAAAACAAUCUAUUUACGAAAUAUGCGAACGAUAUAAUAACAUAUUUCAUUUGGAAGGGGAUGUUUUAACAUUCACCAAUGUCGGUACACAUUCUAUUAAGUUAAAAAAGGAUCAGCCACCUAUCUAUCGUAGACCUUAUAGAUUACCACACGCACAACAGGAGGAAAUAAAUUCACAAAUUCAAAAAAUGGAAGAAAAUGGAAUUAUCGAGAAAUCGAGAAGUCCAUGGAAUUCCCCACUAUUAUUAGUACAAAAGAAAAUGGACAAUUCAGGAAAACAAAAGUUUAGAGUAGUAGUAGACUUUAGGGCACUUAACGAAGCUACUAUAAAUGAAUUUCACCCUUUACCAAAUAUUACAGAAAUACUAGAUCAACUAGGAAAUAGUCAAUUGUUCUCUCUAUUAGAUUUAUCGAGUGGUUUUUACCAAAUUUUGAUGGAAGAAGACUCACGAGAGUUAACAGCCUUUUCGACUAACCAAGGUCACUGGCAUUUCAAACGAAUGAUACAGGGAAUGAAAACGAGUCCCGGAACCUUCCAAAGAGUUAUGAAUUCAGCUCUGGCAGGUUUAAUAGGAAUAAAAUGCUUAGUAUAUUUAGACGAUAUAAUAGUAUAUGGAAAAAAUUUAUAUGAUCAUAACGAAAAAUUAAUAGAAGUUUUCGAGCGUUUACAAAUAAGCAAUUUAAAAUUACAACCAGAUAAAUGCAACUUCUUAAAAAGAGAAUGUGUAUAUCUAGGACACGUUAUUACGAAAGACGGAAUAAAACCCGACGAACGUAAAUUAAAAGCAGUAGUGGAAUUUCCAAUACCAACAACCGUAAAAAACAUUAAAUCAUUUUUAGGAUUAAGUGGUUAUUAUAGGAAAUUCAUAAAUUCAUAUAGCGCAAUAGCAAAACCACUAACCAAUUUAUUAAAGAAAGACACGAGUUUCGUAUGGAGUAACGAAUGCCAAAAGUCAUUCGAUACCUUGAAGGCAGCGUUAUGCUCAGAACCAGUUUUAAAAUAUCCGGAUUUCACAAAAACCUUCUUAUUAACUACAGACGCGAGUAAUAAAGCACUCGGAGCUAUUUUGUCUCAAGGAGAAAUAGGUAAAGAUUUGCCAAUAUGUUAUGCGUCGCGCACAUUAAAUAAAAGCGAAAGCAAUUAUUCAACAACAGAAUUAGAAUGUCUUGCAAUAAUAUUCGGAGUUAAACAGUUUCGACCAUAUUUAUACGGUAGGAAGUUUAUAAUACUUAGUGACCAUCGUCCAUUAACGUGGCUCUUUAAUUUAAAAAAUCCAUUAUCAAAGUUAGCUAGAUGGAGAAUACAAUUAGAGGAGUAUGAUUACGAAAUACGUUACAAACCCGGAGUAUCAAAUUCAAAUGUAGAUGCACUCACACGCAUGUACUCUAUACAGGAAAUAAAAAACGAAUCAUAUGAAAAUUUUCUCGAAAAAUUAGAAACACAAAUUAUAACAAAUAGUAAUGUAAAAGAAACUAUAGGCACAGUAAUAGAUUCACCAAACGAAUAUAAUAUAGUGUCAGAAAUUGCCAAGCAAUAUAAUUUCAGAACAGGAAUAAAUUAUCAGUUAAAAAAACAAUUUGGAAACGGUAUAAUAUUACCGACUAGUAAAGUAAUAGGGGACACACCAUAUUUCAAACAUGAAAACCGGUUUAUAAUAUUCUUAGUAACAAAAAACAAAGAACGCCAAAGGGCAACUUACGAAAAUAUAUAUAUAUCGUUAAUAAAUUUAAAAUUAUUUUGUAAAGAAAACAAUUUGAAUAAAUUAGCCAUGGGCAAGCUAGGCGAUCACGACGAUUUAGAAUGGGAAAAAAUAAGGUCAAUGUUGCGAUACAUAUUUCGCGAAACAAAUAUAGAAAUAAUUAUAUGUGCAAAUGUAGAAUAUAGUGAAGAAGAAAAAGCAGUCAUUUUAUCACAAUUUCACGACUCAAAACUAGGCGGACAUUUAGGUGUGAAUAAAACUACUAAACGUAUAAAAAAACAAUUUAUAUGGAGGGGAAUGAAAGAAGAUGUUAAAAAAUAUAUAAGGAAUUGUACGUCAUGUCAGGUUAAUAAGGUAUCAAAUCGACACAUAAAACAACCAAUGGCUAUUACAUCCACCUCGUCUAAACCAUUCGAAAAAAUAUUUAUGGAUAUAGUAGGGCCCUUGCCGAUUACACUGUCCAAUAAUGUAUACAUUUUAACGAUGGAGGACGAUUUGACACGUUACACUUUAGGAAUUCCACUUCCUGACCAGAAGGCAAAUACUGUUGCGGAAGCCUUUGUUACACACUUCGUUUGUGUACACGGCAUACCAGAAACAAUACUCACGGAUCAAGGAACUAAUUUCCUCUCGAAAACGUUUGCAAAUGUUUGUAAAAUAUUAAAGAUAGAAAAGGUUAACACAAGUCCAUUCAGACCGCAGGGUAACCCCGUAGAACGCGCUCAUAGGACCUUAGCCGAGUACUUAAGACAUUAUGUAGAUAAGAAUUUAAAUAAUUGGGACCAUUUACUACCCUUUGCAUUCUUUGUAUAUAAUUCAACGGUACAUACUUCUACUAAUUUUCAACCAUACGCAUUAGUCUAUGGACGUACGUUGGAGGUACCGAUUAGAUUAAAAGCCGAACCUGAACCACGUUACAAUUAUGAUGAUUAUAUAUUCGAUCUAAAAGAAAAUAUGCAAAUUUCGCAUAAAAUAGCUAGAGAUCAUUUAAUUAAAAAUAAAAUAAAAAGUAAAGAACGUUAUGAUAAAAAUGAAAAUCCACAAGAACUACACGUUAAUGAUUUAAUAUUAUUAAAAGAUAAUAAUCAUAGAACGAAACUCGAUCCAAUCUGGCUAGGACCGUACGAGGUCACAGCAGUUAUAGGGAACGAGAAUGUAGCUAUACAGCGAGGCCGCAAGGUCAUCACUGUACAUAGAAAUAACGUAAAAAAAUAUUAUAAUGACGCACAAGUCGAUUAA